Rana temporaria (common frog) is the source of this 1021-nucleotide messenger RNA. RefSeq names its product vesicle-associated membrane protein 5-like. NCBI's taxonomy places the organism in Eukaryota, Metazoa, Chordata, Amphibia, Anura, Ranidae. Gene Ontology annotation, cellular component: plasma membrane. The record is from RefSeq and is a predicted model, not a curated record. Bases 190 to 516 code for a protein of 108 amino acids. Gene Ontology annotation, biological process: Golgi to plasma membrane protein transport. The transcript is spliced from 3 exons.
GCUGCUGCUCUUGGCUCCUCCCCCUCUCUGGGACUUGCAGGGACUUCAGGCUGGAUGACAGCAGAGUGAUCAGAGAGGGAGGAGGACACACACACACAGGACUGACACUCCAUGUAACUUCUAGCAGUGUGAUCUGAUCGUCUCCCACCAUACCCCGGGAUCUGUGCUGGGACACGGGACACCUACAUCAUGGCAGACCAGAAGAUAGACAUGUGCCAGCAGGAGGCAGAGGAAGUGACCGUGUUAAUGAAAAAUAAUGUGGAGAAAGUUUUUGAGAGGGAAGGGAAACUGGAAAACCUAGAGGGUCGCGCUGAGGAACUGAAAUGUAUGGCCGGCGACUUCCAGAGGAUAGCCCAGAAAGUGGAGCGUAAGACCCGAUGCGAGAAAUGGCGCAUGUACAUCAUUUGUGGAGCCAUUGUUCUUGUGGUUGUAAUUGUCAUCAUCAUCAUUCUGGCCGUCGUGCUUAGUGGAGGUGGAGGUGGGGGAGAGGCCCCACAAAAUCCAACAAAUCCAUAAUAGACUUGGGAAAGACUUGGGGGAGGGGGGGGGCAGCCGAUCUCCUCCAAACAUGGGACAUUCAUGGAUACAGAGAUAUGAUACAAAGGAUCUGGUUGCAAACAUGGAGCCUAUAUCCUCAUAGUCCAAUGAGAGCGUUACUUUUCAUCAGCCAGAUGACCGAUCGACCUCUGAACAUCUAUCAGCCAACAUACACAGACCUCAAGGCUGUUCUUCCAUUGUAUGUGUACAGAUAAUAGGAAAUACUCUGCUAAGAACUGCCAAUAACCAUAAUACCCUACUGUGUGCUGCGCGGAUCAUGCGCUCCGUACACCGCGCUGCACAGAACUUGAAGCAACGUCGACACCUGUCAAGUCAUGCCCCUCCCCCUUUGUGCAAUGUUCUGUUCCAACGUGCAUUUAUGUACAGUUCCGUUCUCGAGUUGAUUUAUUCAAAUUGGAGUGAAGCCAUAGUAACGUUUUAGUGUCUAUUGUUGCAAGUCCAGUUGUUUUAUUUCACAAGUGGA